AUGUCAAGAUUUGAUAUUUUUUGGAAGUGUGGUUUCUCGAGGUUGUCAUUUUACCCACUCGCAGUGAGCAACGCUGUGAGGCAUACCACUCCGUUGGCGGUGAGGGAUCGGGAGAAGUCGUUUGUUGGCUAUUUUGGUUUAGGCUUAAGUGCAGGUGGCACCGUCAAUCGACCGGGACGUGCACAGGACACCAAUCAGGUACAGGUCAAUGUAAAUCCGAAUCCUGCUGGCAGUGGUAGUGCAGCUCAUAGUGAUGGAGAUGCACCAGAGAUACGGAAGUACAAAAAAAAGUUUAGUGGGGAUAUACUCUGUGCAGCGUUAUGGGGCGUCAACCUCCUUAUUGGAACUGACUCAGGCUUGAUGUUAUUGGAUCGUAGCGGGCAAGGGAAAGGGGAGAGGGGUUUAUUGCGAAUUUCAACUUUUGCAGUAUACCAGUUAAUCACGAGAAGACGUUUUGAUCAAAUGACGGUUCUUGAGGGACAAAACAUUCUUGUCACUAUCAGUGGACGGAAGAGAAGGAUCCGAGUUUACUACCUCUCUUGGUUAAAACAGAAAAUCCUUCGGACAGAAGGUGUAAGUGGGAUUGAGAUGGAGAAGAGGAAUGGAUGGGUAAAUGUUGGGGAGUUACAAGGCGCUGUGCAUUUUAAAAUUGUUCGAUAUGAACGAAUCAAAUUUCUUGUCGUUGGUUUAGAGAGUUCAAUUGAAAUCUAUGCCUGGGCUCCAAAACCAUAUCACAAAUUUAUGGCUUUCAAGGACGUACGUUUGUUGCAGAAUUUCCAGCAGCUUGCACAUCUUCCGCUGGUUGUUGACCUGACGGUGGAAGAAAACGCACGACUGAAAGUUUUAUACGGUUCUAGAGAAGGUUUUCACGCGAUAGACCUCGAUUCUGGCUCGAUAGACGAUAUUUAUAUUCCAACUAAUAACGAGACCCCUGUGAUGCCUCAUUGCAUAGUGAUACUGCCAAAUAGCAAUGGUAUGCAAUUAUUACUGUGUUAUAAUAACGAAGGAGUUUAUGUCAGUACAUAUGGUAAAGCGACAAAGAAUGUGUUUCUACAGUGGGGUGAAACUCCUUCUUCCGUUGGUCGGGUUGAGGAAGUGCGUGUUGGUCGUUAUUUAUUUACGCGGGUGAAAGCAGGGAUCAAUUCCCAGAUUUCAAGAACAGAGAUUUGCUAUCACUGGGAAUAUUCAUAUGGUAGCUUAAUGAUGUUUGAUGACUUAACAAUUGGUCGGAUAACAGCUACUCCUGAUGAGCGUCUGGCAGCAGUUGUUCAUUCCCUGUGCUGA
Molecule: messenger RNA, 1284 nt
Organism: Enterobius vermicularis (human pinworm)
Lineage: Eukaryota; Metazoa; Nematoda; Chromadorea; Rhabditida; Oxyuridae
Source: the annotation of a GenBank genome assembly